Molecule: messenger RNA, 213 nt
Organism: Nezara viridula (southern green stink bug)
Lineage: Eukaryota; Metazoa; Arthropoda; Insecta; Hemiptera; Pentatomidae
Source: the annotation of a GenBank genome assembly
AUGAAUAGGAGUACCCUAAGCACUGCUUUGAAAUUCAAAAGAAGAGUAGCCACUGCGCCUCCUAGAUCUGCGAUUACACGGCUGGAGGAGGAGGGAGACCCAGACGACUACGACGGGUACGUGACGACUGACAAAGGACCGUCCUCGGUCAGCAGACGUGACAAUCGCAGCCACAUGAGGCGGCCAUUACUCCAGCAAUUAAAUGACCAAUGA